CACUAAAAAAGACUAGACACUUGCCAGACGGCUCGCUGACAAAUUGUUGCGAUUUGCAAAUGUGCUUUCUUUUCUGUGAACAAUAUUUCUUCGUUUUCUUGUAAAUUAUGACUGACACUGAGACUCAGAAUGGUCUUCCCGGAGAACAACCACCGGAGAAGACCGCCAAACAACUAGAGAAGGAGGCGAAAAAGGCUGCAAAAUUGGAGAAACUCAAAGCAAAAUUGGAUAAAAAAAGUUCAGUGCCAGCUGUGCAAAAAGAAAAACCAGAGAAAAAGGUUAAGGAAACAAAAGAAAGUGCAGUAUAUACAGCCAAUACAGCACCUGGUGAUAAAAAGGAUACUUCAGGAUCUAUGCCUGAUGCAUAUAGCCCUCAAUAUGUAGAGGCUGCAUGGUAUGCUUGGUGGGAGAAGCAGGGUUUUUUCAAACCAGAAUAUGGGCGAAAAUCCAUCCUGGAUCCGAAUCCAAAAGGCAAAUUUGUGAUGGUGAUACCACCACCCAACGUGACAGGCACCUUACAUCUGGGGCAUGCACUCACAAAUGCUGUUGAAGAUGCCAUCACAAGAUGGCAUAGGAUGAAUGGUCGCACAACACUAUGGAACCCAGGCUGUGACCACGCUGGUAUUGCAACACAAGUUGUAGUGGAGAAGAAGAUAUGGAGAGAAGAGAAGAAGACCAGGCAUGACAUUGGUAGGGAAGAUUUCAUUAAACGUGUUUGGGAGUGGAGAAACCAAAAAGGCGAUAGGAUCUACGAGCAGCUCCGUUCACUGGGCUCCUCGUUCGAUUGGUCCCGCGUACGGUUCACCAUGGAUCCAUCCAUGUGCCGAGCCGUCAACGAGGCCUUCAUAAGGCUCCACGACGCCGGCGACAUCUACCGGGCGAACCGCAUGGUCAACUGGUCGUGUGCUCUCAAAAGUGCUAUAUCCGAUAUUGAAGUAGACAAGAUCACUAUUGCUGAACGAACGAUGCUGGCGAUACCCGGUUAUGAGCAGAAGGUGGAGUUUGGCGUUCUUGUAUUAUUCGCAUACAAAGUGGAGGGUUCAGAUGAGGAGGUGGUGGUGGCAACCACGCGCGUCGAGACAAUGCUCGGAGACGUCGCCGUGGCGGUACACCCUAAUGACACUAGGUAUAAGCAUUUGCUUGGAAAACACUUAGUGCAUCCAUUCUGCAAGCGGAAAUUGCCAGUCAUCGCGGACGAUUAUGUGGACAUGAACUUCGGAACAGGUGCUGUAAAGAUCACCCCGGCCCACGACCCGAACGACUACGAGAUCGGCAAGCGGCACAACCUGCCGUUCAUCACCAUCUUCGACGAUGAGGGCAAAAUGCUGGACAACUGCGCUCAGUUCUCCGGCAUGAAACGUUUCGACGUCCGCCGCAGUAUCAUCAAAGCGUUGGAACAGCUCAAGCUGUACCGCGAGACGAAGAACAACCCUAUGGUGGUGCCGCUGUGCAGCCGCUCCAAGGACGUCGUGGAGCCCAUGCUCAAACCACAGUGGUACAUAAAAUGUGAUAAAAUGGCGGCGGAGGCCAUAAAAGCGGUGAAGAGUGGUGAGUUGAAGAUCAUCCCAGAGGUGCACGAGAAGAUAUGGUACCACUGGAUGGAGGACAUCCGAGAUUGGUGCAUCUCGAGGCAACUGUGGUGGGGCCACCGGAUACCCGCCUACAGAGUGGUAGCUCCCGAACAGGACGAAGAUCGAGCGGAACGAACGAAAACGGCCCCGCGCCGACGUCGCACACGGUCCGGGCGCAAGAAGAGCGGCCGCAUCCGCGCGCGCCGCCUGCUGCCCCCUAGCGGUACUACUAAGAAACAAGACGAGAUAUGGGUAUCAGCACACACGGAGGAAGAGGCGUUGUCCAAGGCAGCUGCGAAGUUGGAUGUGCCCCGAGAUCAGAUCCAGCUGGCUAGAGAUGAGGAUGUACUUGACACGUGGUUCUCGUCAGGACUGUUUCCCUUCUCGAUCUUCGGGUGGCCUGAUGAGACUGAGGAUCUCAAGGCAUUCUACCCGGGCAGCCUGUUAGAGACUGGGCAUGACAUUCUGUUUUUCUGGGUGGCGAGGAUGGUAUUCUUUGGACAACGACUGUUGGGCAAGUUGCCAUUCAAGGAAGUCUAUCUCCACCCUAUGGUCCGCGACGCCCACGGCCGCAAGAUGUCCAAAUCCCUGGGCAAUGUCAUCGACCCCGUGGACGUGGUGCGGGGGGUCACACUUGAACAGCUGCACGAGCAACUGGCCGAGUCCAACCUGGACCCUAAGGAGAUCGAGAAGGCGAAGCAAGGCCAGAAGCAGGACUAUCCUAACGGCAUACCCGAGUGUGGUACUGAUGCGUUAAGGUUUGCAUUAUGUGCAAUGACUCAAGGUCGCGACUUGAACUUGGACAUCUUGCGCGUACAAGGCUACCGGUUCUUCUGCAACAAACUGUGGAACGCAACCAAGUUCGCACUCAUGUAUUUCCCACAAGGCACCACUUAUCAGGUCCACGAGCCGACGUUACCGAGUGAUCUCAGUCCGAUGGACCGCUGGAUGCUGUCGCGGCUGUCCCUCGCCGUGAGCCGAGUGAACGCUGGCUUCAAGGCGUACGAGUUCCCCUCGGCCACCACGCACUGCUACAACUUGUGGUUGUAUGACCUCUGUGAUGUAUAUUUGGAGUACCUGAAACCAGUAUUCACCCAAGGCAGCGAGGGCCAGAAGGCGGCAGCGCGCCGUACCUUGUACACCACACUAGAGUAUGGACUGAAGCUGCUGAGUCCAUUCAUGCCAUUCGUUACCGAGGAGCUGUACCAGCGGCUGCCCAGAGCCGACACGUCCUGUCCGUCUAUAUGUGUCGCCAGUUAUCCCACUGACGCAGAGUCUCCAUGGCGUUCGGAGGAUCUAGAAUCUUCUGUGGACACAGUAAUGAAGAUGGUCCAUCUAAUCAGAUCCACUCGCUCCGAGUACAAUAUUACCAACAAACAGAAGACAACCGUCCACCUAAUAAUCUCAGACCCUAGAGCAGAGGAGCUGAAGAGUUUGUUCAGGAGUCUCCAAUCGCUGUCCAACAGUGAGCUCUCUGAUGAGCAGCCUCCUAUAGGAUGUUCGAUUUUAACCGUCUCAGAUAAGAUUGAAGUACAUUUAGUUCUAAAGGGUUUAAUCGAUCCUCAAAAAGAAACGGCGAAAUUGGAGAAGAAGAAGGAAACGUUAAGUCAGACGAUAAAUAAGCUGCAGCAAGCAAUAGCAGCCGAAGAUUACGCGGUGAAAGUACCUAUAGAAGUACAAAAGAGCAAUACAGAGAAGCUAGCUCAAUCACAAGGCGAGAUCCAGAGAUUAGAGAAAGCUAUAGAAACAUUAAAACUUAUGUAAAAUAAAUAAAUUAUAAAAUCUACUCUAAGUAGUAAAAUAUCGACCAUCAAAAUAACUGUUUGAUUUUAUUCGUAAACUAUUAGUUAAUUGUUUGAGUUUUGAAAUAAAUUACAUUUCAGGUCUGGUACUAAAAAAUCAAAGAAAAAUAUGAUUAAUAAAAUCUGCGGGUCAUUAGGGCUUUUUAAAAAAAGGUCAUAGUUGAGGCCUAUAAAAUCAAAGGCAGCAUAAGAUCGUAAAAUAAGUUAACUGUGGCGCCAUCUAGUUUAAUUAAUUAAACACGCUUUGGUGUAUUUAGUUUACUAAUAAGUGAAGCAAAGCUCUAGUAAAUUCAGUUCAAAAACUGACAUUGGUAUCAAAUACAGCUACAUGCUAACCACUAAGAAUCAAAUAUAGCUAGAAGUUAUGCCCGCCAGAGAUUUGGAUCUCGGAUUUUCUUUGAUUUUAUAAGCCUCAGUUACUAUAAUAUAAUAACUUUAAUGGGGUCGAGUCUGAGACGCCAUUUUCUCUAAAUUUAUCUCUUAAUUUUAUAUUUUUGUGAUAUUACUGUUUUAUCAUAAAUUUAAAUUAUAAUAAAUUUGACGUUAUUCUAUUAGAAAAUUAGUUUAUACUAGCGGCCCGUCCCGGCGUCGCACGGGUGGACAUUUUUACGUUUUAAAAAGUGGCCAUUAAGGCUGCACACGCGACGGAAGCUUAAAAAUGGAGUAACUUCUCCCGUUUUCCCAACGUUUCCCUUCACUGCUCUGCUCCUAUAGAUCGUAGCGUGAUAAAAAGUAUACUAUAACCUGCCCAGGAGUAUGAAGAAUAAUUGUACCAAGUUUCGUUAAAAUCUGUCAAGUAGUUUUUGUUUCUAUAACGAACAUACAGACAGACAGACAAAAUUUUUACUGAUUGCAUUUUUGGCAUCAGUAUCGAUCACUAAUCACCCCCUGAUAGUUAUUUUGGAAAUAUAUUUCAUGUACAGAAUUGACCUCUACAGAUUUAUUAUAAGUAUAGAUUGGUCCUUACAAUAAAGGUUUCCCUGUGAUGUUACAAUGAAAUUUUAAUUUUAGAGAUAGAUUUAGAGAAAUAACAUCUCAGAUUCGACCCCUUUGUCUAUGUUUGUAUUAAGAUUAGAGAGUGUUUCAGUUACGUAUGUAAUUAAUACAUUGUGUGAAUUUUUGAACUAUUGAAAGACAAGCUUAUUUAAAUCUAGUUAUUUUCGUCAAUAGUGAAUAUGGAAGAUGUAAUUACGUAUAUUUUGCGGCUAGGGUUGCCACGUCAUUGUUAUAUGUUAAAAUUCUUUUGUAUUUUUUUUUAUAUUUUCAAACCAAAUUUAUACUAUGUAGAGACUUCAUAUUAAUAUGAUUUUUUAUGGCACCCCUGUAGCCAUAUGAUAAAGAAUUUACUAUACUUAAUUCUCUAGUUUAUUAUUUAAUGUGUGUAUAUUUGGUUAAUUUCAAUGUUUAGCAAAGUUUAGCAGUUUUAUUCAUAUCGAUAAUUUUCAAAAUUUAUGAAAGAUCACUGUGCAGGCACAAGCUUCUGAGUAUUAAUCUUGUAAUGUACAAACCCUUAAAAUAUUCUUAUAAAUUUUCUUGUAGAAUUAUAAAUUACAUAUUUUUUAUUAAAAAUAAAAGUGACAACAGAAUUUAGGACAAAUUUAUAUUUUGUUCAUAGUAAAAUCAUGGCAUAGCAGAGCAUUCAUGCUGUAUCAACAUUUGGUUUGAUAAAUAUUUUUGCAUUUUUCAUAUCACUUUAAGAUUCUAAACUGUAUAUUGGAAUAAAGAUGUAUUCCCAUUCAAGCUUUACAGAAUACAAACUGUUAUUGCCUACUAUAUUUUACUAUACUUUACUAUAUUUGUGAAAUAAUUUUAUUUAACAUUUAUUUUUCAUUUACACAAGAAUCUGUUUUUCUAGGCUGAGCAAGCACAAUAUGUAAACAACUUUAAUGGAUAUCUUUUUGUAUACAUUAGUAAUUUAAAAAUAAAACAAUAUAAAAUACCCAUAAUCACUUAAAGUAAAAUCUUAUUGUUUUAUAUAUGGGUAUUUCUCUGUAAGCUCGUACAGGUCCCAUACAAAUGCUGUCCUGACAAUUAUUUUUGCCAUUUGCCAAAAAACCGUGUCGUAUUUCGAAGAAAAUUAACUACUAUUUUAAUUAGAUAAGGAGGCCCACUGAAUUUAUACGUAUUUUCCGAGUUAUUAACGAUUUUUCAAAAAAUCAUGACAGGGGACUGUAUGAGGUAUCAGGGGACUGUUAUAGGGCCAUAGCUCAAGAAAUGCCCUCGUUCGAUGCCACAUGGAAGAGUAUUGAAAAUUGGUCGUAGAUGUGUCCAAAGAGCAGCAGAUGAAUGGGCUAUGUUCUCGGAGACUGUGCAACAAGAAAGAAUGGAAUUUCGUAGGUAAACCACUAAGGUAUGCAGGCUCAAUUGUGCUCGAGAUCCAUCGAAAUGAAAGUUCUGUAUCUCUUUUGCGUAUUUAGUGCUAUAAUUCUCGCUAAAAUCUACGUGGAUCAGAACUUCAUCAUCUUGUAGAUUUGACUUUAAAUUAUUCACUGUUUUAUAUUGGUGAACAAUAUUUCGGUGGUGAUAAAAAAUUUGUGUAAAUCUGUCUGUAAAUGUGUUAUGAUGGAUGGAUAUCCAAAUGUUUUUUUCAAAUAUUUAGUCACCAGUCGGUUCCAUUUAGUCUUAAAAUCUUGAAUUUCAGAUAUCCACAUUUUAUAUCCUUUCUGUCAUCAAUUUGUUUAUAUUUCGGGUUUUUAUCAAUGCGAGUAUGACAUGAUCUCGCCAAACAAUUAACAUUAUAUCGGUCUCAACAUAGAUCUUUCAGCAACUUUUGGUGAUUGUUGUAAGUCAAUAUGUUAUUAGUAUGAAGUGCGCUGAGCUUCAUGUCUAUGUUACUAUGAACUAUGCAAAGACAUGUAUCGUGGUUUUGAGCGUUUGGCUUCACAACCCAAAAUGGACGGAGUCGGCAAAAUUUUUGGUAGCUAAUUUUUAUGUGCCCAGUAAUAAACUUUUUAUAAAGAUUAAAAACUGUAUCAAGAAGAUAUCUCUUCUGCUUCUUCACAGUAUUUCUAGUCAUAAAGUUGUAAAUUGUACUUCACAAGUUUUUUUUUCUAAACGUGCGAUUUAUUUAUUUAUUUCUCUGUUAAACUUCUUUUGUUGUUCUAAUACUUCUUUUCUUCUUUGCUGUAGACUAGUACUGGAAAGAUAUUUGAACUGGAACUAGAGUGGCGGGUCUUGUAGACAAAGUAUCUGCUUCUGGAUCUGAUAACGGUGUAUUUUCUCGUACAAAAUUAUUAGUGACGCUUUUCAGUCUUAGUUUUUUGGCUCGGUAUACAGUACAAUAUUCAUUUCACUUCUUUAAGGCAGCUCUGUACUCACAAGAUGACCAUUACUAAUUUUCACAAACCUUUUUCUUUCUUCUUUUGGUACUUCAACUUCUCCUUUUCUCUUAUUUGUUUUCUCAUUUCAGAAUAUUUUUUCUUCUUUUGUAUCGUAGUUGCUCUGCUUCUCUAUUUUUUAUAGUAGUUCCCCUUUGGCAUUUUUUUUUUCUUUUUAGGAACAAUAUCAUGUAUGUUUGAUCGACCUGUAUAAAAUAAGUUUAUAAAGGAAAAUAAUGCAAAGCAAUGAUACUUAGCGGAUAAAUUUACACCAACAAUAUAUAAAAACAAUAACCAAUAUGCAAAAUACACAGUCCCCUGUUGUUUAAAACAGUCCCCUGCUGCAUUUUCAGGCUGGGGACUGUUGCCAGGGGACUGUGUAUUUAGGUUAGAUUUCACAAUAUUUACAAAACUGAUGUAAAAUAGUUUUUUAAGAACCUGCCUAUCAAUUUAGGCAUAAAUAAUAAAACAAUAAACUAUAUAGCGAUUAUUAAAGUAAUUAUCAUAUAAAUAAUAUUACUUACCAGAGGACUGUGUGUGGUACCAGACCAAACGCGUAUUCACCUUACAAAUGAAGUUCUGACGCUAAACAAAAUGGUGUCUCGUUGCCACUUUCGGCAAGGUUGCCAAUUUAACAAUAAUUACGUUUCGUUUCUCUCUAAAAAACUUUUAUAAAUAUUACAGUUUCUUUUUAAUAUGGAUUUAAAUUUUUGGCAGGGGACUGUAUGGAAAUUCUAGGGACAAAGUUUACAAGUGUUUACUAAUAUAAUAGAAUUCGUAAUGAGACCUUGUUUUACGAAAAUAAUAUUAAUUUUAUAUUUUUUCUUAUUAUGUUAACUGCCAAAUGUAUGUAGUUUCAAUAACUUCUUCAUAAAUCUCGUUUCUAGGCGGGAAUACAGUGAUGGGGACAGCUAAGGGACUGUAUUUUUAGAGCUUCAAUCAUUUCUAGAAAAAAAAUUAAAAUAGUUAUGGUUCUAAAAACAAUGGGCCCGUAAAUUUUUGGGGUUAAAGUUUCAUUAGAAAUGAUUUUUAUGAAAGUAAUUAUACUACUUUUUGAAAAAAACAGUCGGGACAGCCGAUUACGAGUUUACAGAGAAUCACCCAUAUAUAUAUAUAUAU
This is a messenger RNA of Galleria mellonella (greater wax moth), 7809 nucleotides long. RefSeq names its product valine--tRNA ligase (gene ValRS). Gene Ontology annotation, molecular function: valine-tRNA ligase activity; ATP binding; aminoacyl-tRNA deacylase activity. Gene Ontology annotation, biological process: valyl-tRNA aminoacylation. Lineage: Eukaryota; Metazoa; Arthropoda; Insecta; Lepidoptera; Pyralidae. The coding region runs from base 108 to 3335 and encodes 1075 amino acids. The transcript is spliced from 19 exons. The record is from RefSeq and is a predicted model, not a curated record. Gene Ontology annotation, cellular component: cytosol.